Molecule: messenger RNA, 1172 nt
Organism: Eimeria acervulina
Lineage: Eukaryota; Apicomplexa; Conoidasida; Eucoccidiorida; Eimeriidae
Exons: 1
Biological process (GO): protein phosphorylation
Molecular function (GO): protein kinase activity; ATP binding
Source: RefSeq, a predicted model, not a curated record
ACUUUGAGAGGACGCUCCCUCCAGACGUGAAACAAGGAAAAGACGCAAUUGCAGAAUGGCUUGCCAAGGGCCAUACGGGCGACGAGGAGUCAUCAUCAAGAGGAACUCACGAAGUUGCUAUUGGGCUAUCGAAUGGUUCGUCGCGUUCCUUGGUCGGCAUGAACCUGCUCUUGAGAAACGUGAUGCCAUUACACUGGGUGGAAGGUGAUGGGCCUCAACAACGGCUUGUUUGCAUAAAUAAGUUACUUGGCGAAGGUGGGGCAGCCAUAGUGGUGGAAGCUGAGGACAUGGCUACCCACGAGGUGUUUGCGAUGCGCAUUACCCGGGUGCAUGUAAAAGUUGGACGGAAUUUUGACAACGAUGAGGAUUUUUUGCUGACCGUACAGAGGGAGCUUGUCUGGGGGGAGGAGCUAGCGAGGAUAUUAUGCGCCACCACUCUAGCAAGUGAGGUGGCCUCAAAGAAGGGCAUCGCGGUUCCCCUGUACUCCGCCGAUGUUGCUGGAGCUCCCCGCGGCACGCGUUCCGGUGAAUACAUUGUCAUGGGACGCGUACAGGUAAUGGAGAGGUUAUAUGGUUGUGUUAUUGACCUUUUCAAAUAUGAAGGCCUCGUAAAUAGAGCACGGGAGUACAUAGCUCGCCGUCUAGCACUAAUUGUUCUCAAAAUUCAACAGGCAGGAGUCAGCCACAACGACCUAAAGUGGAACAACCUGUUGAUGCGUUCAGACGGCUCAUUCCUUGUCGCCGAUCUGCAGUCCGUCCUCCCGUUUGGAAGGCCAUAUGGAACAAUGACAACCUUCACCCCAGAAUAUCGAGAGCCUCAACUAGCCUUUCGGCCAAGAUCCAAAGCUUACGAGAGCGGGUUCAUUAUCCCGCAUGCCAGCAGCGACUUGUGGUCCCUCGGGAUCCUCCUGUACGAACUGUUCACAAUGCGGCAAUAUCCGUAUGGUAAGGAGAAUGCGGAAGACAGGCAUGAGCAAGCGAUGCUGCAAGCAUCACGACUUUUUGAGAACAAGACAAGGUCAGCUGCCCUUGAACCCGAUCUAGAGGCUGCAGAAGUACCACCUAGGUGGAAGGAACUUAUUCUAAGAUUGCUGGAGCCAAGUAGGGGGCAUAGAAUAACAGCCUGGGGGAUCAUUGAAGAGUUUCCUGACCUCGUACACAAUCCAGAAUAG